Molecule: messenger RNA, 10545 nt
Organism: Oncorhynchus keta (chum salmon)
Lineage: Eukaryota; Metazoa; Chordata; Actinopteri; Salmoniformes; Salmonidae
Gene: notch3
Product: notch receptor 3
Exons: 27
Coding region: 240-7670 (2476 amino acids)
Biological process (GO): Notch signaling pathway; regulation of developmental process; multicellular organism development
Cellular component (GO): membrane
Molecular function (GO): signaling receptor activity; Notch binding; calcium ion binding
Source: RefSeq, a predicted model, not a curated record
AAAAUAGUUUUUCAAAAGUUCCAGGAGGAGACGCACAGCAGCCGCGUCUGAGCUGCGAAUGCUAAUACGGGAUAGGACCUGUACGAUUUAUACACCGUUUUUACUUUUAGUUGAUUAAUGAACGUUUUGAAGAUCCCAGACACUGCCUCUUGGAACUUUUAUCUCUCGGUGAACUCAAAGGAUGUAUUACUGCUAAGUUAACACUUCAAAGAGAAGAUUUGGGACAAAUUUCCACCGAGAUGGGGGGGAAUUAUAAAGUUUGGAUAUUUUUAGCAAUGUUAUUCUUGGUCCAUAAUUGCGAAGGAUUCCGCUGUGUGGAUAAAUACAGACCGUGUGACAAUGGAGGAACGUGCAUAGACUCACCCUCACGAUGCAUGUGUCGGCCGGGGUACAUCGGCCCUCUGUGCCAAAGCCUGGACCCCUGUCACCGGUCGCCAUGCCUCAACGGAGCCGCCUGUAAGAGCCAGGUGGCCAACGGAAUGCCACAAUUCACCUGUGUGUGUCAGAGAGGGUUCAGAGGUCAAGACUGCUCCCUCAUAGACGCCUGUGCCACCAGCCCCUGUGCCAAUGGUGCCCGCUGUGCCAGUUGGAAUAACCACUAUAACUGUUCCUGCCCGCCCGGGUUCCAGGGGAAGAACUGCCGCAACGAUAUUGACGAGUGCCGCAAGUCUGGCGUCUGUCUCAACGCAGGCCUCUGCACGAACACCCAUGGUUCCUUCCGCUGCCAGUGCCCACCUGGGUACAGCGGGCGCACCUGCGAGGUGUCCUCCCUGCCCUGCGCCCCCUCCCAGUGCAUCAACGGGGGCACCUGCCGCCCGACCGGAGAUCACACCUACGACUGUGCUUGCCUGCCAGGGUUUGAGGGACACAACUGUGAGAUGAACGUGGACGACUGCCCAGGGCAUAGGUGUAUGAAUGGAGGCCUGUGUGUGGAUGGAGUCAACACCUAUAAUUGCCAGUGCUCACCUGAGUGGACAGGUCAGUACUGUGCAGAGGAUGUCAAUGAGUGCCUUAUGCAGCCCAACGCCUGCCAUAACGGAGGCACCUGCUUCAACACCAUCGGGGGGCACACCUGCGUGUGCGUCAACGGCUGGACGGGAGACGACUGCAGCGAGAACAUCGACGACUGUGCCACCGCCGUGUGCUUCAACGGCGCCACCUGCCACGACCGCGUGGCGUCCUUCUUCUGCGAAUGCCCCGUGGGGAAAACCGGUCUGCUCUGUCACCUGGACGACGCCUGCGUCAGCAACCCGUGUAACGAGGGCGCCGUGUGUGACACCAACCCUCUGAACGGGCGCGCCAUCUGCACCUGUCCCGCCGGCUUCGUGGGCGGAGCCUGUAACCAGGACAUGGACGAGUGUUCCAUUGGUGCUAACCCCUGUGAACACUUUGGGAAGUGUGUGAACACGGAGGGGUCCUUCCAGUGCCAGUGUGGCCGAGGCUACGCCGGCCCCCGCUGUGAGAUCGACAUCAACGAGUGUCUGUCCAUGCCCUGCCAGAACGAUGCCACCUGUCUGGAUCGCAUCGGAGAGUUCACCUGCAUCUGCAUGCCAGGCUACAUGGGGACCUACUGUGAGGUGGAUGUGGAUGAGUGUGAGAGCAACCCUUGUGUGAACGACGGUAUCUGCCGGGACAUGGUCAACGGCUUCACAUGCACCUGCCAGCCAGGGUUUACUGGCACCAUGUGUCAGAUCGACAUUGAUGAGUGCGCCAGCACGCCCUGCCAGAACGGAGCCAAGUGUUACGACCGGCCCAACGGAUACGAGUGCCGCUGUGCUGAAGGGUAUGAGGGCACACUGUGCGAGAGCAACACCAACAACUGCCAGCCCGACCCGUGCCACCACGGCACCUGCGUGGACGGCAUCGCCAGCUACACGUGUAACUGUGAGGCGGGCUACACGGGUUACCGCUGUGAGAACCAGCUGAACGAGUGCCACAGUAACCCCUGCCAGAAUGGGGGCAAGUGUGUGGACCUGGUCAACAAGUACAUCUGCCAGUGUCAGCAUGGUACCUCAGGUACCAACUGUGAGAUUAACUUUGAUGACUGUGCCAGCAAACCAUGUGACUAUGGCAUCUGCAAGGACGGUAUCAACCGCUACGACUGCGUGUGCAAACCAGGCUUCACCGGCCCUCUGUGCAACGUGGAGAUGGACGAGUGCUCGUCCGGACCCUGCAGGAACGGGGGGACGUGUGUGGACGAGGAGAACGGCUUCCACUGCCAGUGUCCCGAGGGCUUCCAGCCUCCCUACUGUUACUCCCAGGUGGACGAGUGUGGCAGCAACCCUUGUGUGCACGGCGCCUGCAGAGACGACAUCAACGGCUACCGCUGUGACUGUGAGCCCGGCUGGGUGGGGAAGAACUGUGACUUAGACCGUAAUGACUGUCUGCCCAGCCCCUGUCAGAACGCUGGCACCUGCAUCGAUCAGCUGAACGGAUUCACCUGCAAGUGUCGCCAGGGCUUCAGAGGUAACCUGUGCCAGGUCAACAUCAACGAGUGUUCGUCCAGUCCGUGUCUGAACCAGGGCACGUGUGUGGACGGCGUGGCCAGUUUCACCUGUCUGUGUGAGCUGCCCUACAGCGGGCCCACCUGUGCCGACGUGCUCACCCCCUGCUCCCCCAACCCCUGCGCCAACCAUGCCCUGUGCACCAACACACCUGACUACCUGGGCUACCAGUGCAACUGCCAGCAAGGAUGGCAAGGUCAGCUGUGCAACAUUGACGUGAACGAGUGCAUCGCCAACCCGUGUAAGAACCGUGGUACCUGCACCAACACACUGGGAGGGUUCGUGUGCUCCUGCUGCGGCGGCUUCACCGGGCCCAACUGUGAGACGGACAUCAAUGACUGUGCCCCUAACCCGUGUCUGAAUGGGGGUUCCUGUAUGGACGGUGUGAACUCGUUCCACUGCAGCUGUCUGCCAGGCUUCACGGGGCCUCGCUGUGCCGUGGAGGUCAACGAGUGUCAUAGCGCCCCCUGUAAGAACGGAGGCACCUGCACAGACUACGUCAACAGCUACACCUGCACCUGCAGACCUGGCUUCACUGGCAUUAACUGUGAGACCAACAUCCCAGACUGCACUGAAAGCUCAUGCUUCAACGGAGGUACCUGUACAGACAAGAUCAACGGCUACUCCUGUACCUGUCGCUCAGGCUUCACAGGCUCCCACUGCCAGUAUGAGGUGAAUGAGUGUGACUCCCAGCCCUGCCUCAAUGGAGGGGUCUGCCAGGACGCUCUGGAGUCCUUCCGCUGUUCCUGUCCCAAGGGAUACACAGGCAACCGCUGCCAGAUGCCAGUGGAUUGGUGCAGACGCUCGUCUCCCUGUCAGAACGGAGGGCGCUGUCGUCAGAAGGACACCUCCUUCUCCUGUGAGUGUCUGGGAGGCUGGUCUGGACGCUACUGUGACAUCCCUGGGGUUUCCUGUGAGGUUGCCGCGCUCAAGAGAGGCCUCCAGACAGACGAGCUGUGUCAUCACGGAGGUCACUGUGUCAACACAGGCAACACCCACUACUGUAAGUGUCCCACAGACUACACAGACAGCUACUGUGAGAGCCAGGUGGACCACUGUGAGGACAAACACUGUCGCAACGGCGCCACCUGCAGGGGCUACGUGGGAGGAUACCAGUGUGACUGUAUGCCAGGCUACACCGGAGAGAACUGUGAGAUGGAGGUCAACGAGUGCCAGUCUCACCCAUGUCAGAACGGUGGCACCUGCAUUGACCUGGUGGGACACUACAUCUGCUCCUGCCCACCUGGCACCUUGGGUGUUCUGUGUGAGAUCAACGAGGAUGACUGUGCUCCUCCUCUGCGGCUGCGCGGGACUCCUCCUAAGUGUCUGAACAACGGUACCUGUGUGGACAGAGUGGGGGGCUACCGCUGUAACUGUCCCCCUGGCUUCACUGGAGAGAGGUGUGAGGGGGACAUCAACGAGUGUCACUCCAACCCCUGCAUCCCCGCCAACAGUCUGGACUGCAUCCAGCUCCCCAACGACUACCAGUGUGUAUGCAUGCCCGGCUUCACAGGUCGGCGGUGCCAGAGCAGGUUCAGUGUGUGUGAGUCUCAGCCCUGUCAGAACGGAGGGGCCUGUUCUGUCUCCAGCAGCUCAGCCCUGGGAUACGCCUGUACCUGUCAGCUGGGCUAUGCUGGGAACAACUGUGAGAGGAGCAUGUCGUGUCGGGAGUUGUCUUGCUAUAAUGGAGGUAGUUGUGCUCUGACCACGCGGGGGGCCCGCUGUACCUGCCUGACAGGCUAUGCCGGGCCCCAGUGCCAGCACCGUAGUAACGAGGGCUGCUCCUCCCAGCCGUGCCGCAACGGAGGCAUCUGCACCGAGGAGACCAGCUUCCCCUUCUUCCUCUGCCAGUGUGCCCAAGGCUGGACGGGCAAGCGCUGCGAGCAGGGCAGCACCAGGCUGAUAGAGACCCUUCUGCCGCCCGCCUGCCCCAAAGCCGACUGCCACGGCAAGGCCAACGACGGUGUCUGCGACAAGGAGUGCAACACAUUCCCCUGCCGCUGGGACGGGGGCGACUGCUCGCUGGCGGUGAACCCGUGGGCGCGCUGCACCGAUCCGCGCUGCUGGCGUGUUUUCAACAACAGCCAGUGUGACGAGUCGUGCAACCACGCCGACUGCCUCUACGACAACUUUGACUGCAAGAGCAAGGAGAAAAUCUGCAAUCCCAUCUACGAGGCGUACUGCAUCGACCACUACGCUGACGGCCGCUGUGACCAGGGCUGUAACUCAGAGGAGUGUGGCUGGGAUGGGCUGGACUGUGCAGGGAAGGUUCCAGAGAACCUGGCUGACGGGGUGCUGGUCCUGGUGGUCCUGCUACCCCCGGACGAACUCGUGAAUACGGCCCCUGCCUUCCUGCAGAAGCUCAGCGCCAUCCUGAGAACAACCCUGCGCUUCCGCCUGGACCACAACGGAGAGCCCAUGAUCCGACCCUACACCCGUCGAGAGGCUCGCCUCAAACGAGAGCUGCAGCCCCACCAGGAGGUGAUUGGGUCCAUAGUGUACCUGGAGAUAGACAACCGUCUGUGUUCCCAGCGGUCUGACGACUGUUUCCCGUCAGCAGACAGUGCAGCAGACUACCUGGGAGCUCUGUCAGCCGUGGAGAUGCUCCGCUUCCCCUACCCCAUCAAAGAAGUCCGCGGUGAGAAGAUCCCAGACCCUGUAGACAUGCCAGAGUGGGGCAAGCUGAUGCUGGUGGGCGUGGCAGCCCUGUUCCUAUUUGUCAUCCUGGUGGUGGGUGUGCUGAUUGGCCGCAGGAAGAGAGAACACAGCACCCUGUGGUUCCCCGAAGGCUUCUUCCCCAAGAAGGAACCCAGCAGCAACAAGAACCGCAGGGAACCCUUAGGCCAGGACGCACUGGGCAUGAAAUACAUGCCCAAGACGGUGGAGGAGUCUCUGCUUGGCGACCACAGUGACUCGUGGAUCGACACAGACUGCCCCGAGGCCAAGAGACUGAAGGUUGAGGAGCCCAGCAUCCUGUCAGACAGUGAAGACACUGUAGACUGUAGACAGUGGACCCAGCACCACCUAGCGGCUGCAGACAUCCGCAUGCCCCCCUCCAUGGCCCUCACCCCGCCCCAGGGAGAGUUCGACCAGGACUGCAUGGACGUCAACGUCCGAGGACCUGACGGUUUCACCCCUCUGAUGCUGGCGUCGUUCUGCGGAGGCGGUCUGGAGCCCGAGCUCCCCGAGGAGGAGGAGUCAGAGGAGUGUUCCGCCAACAUCAUCUCUGACCUCAUCUACCAGGGCGCCACAUUGGCCGCCCAGACGGACCGCACUGGAGAGACCGCCCUUCACCUGGCCGCCCGCUAUGCCCGCGCUGAUGCUGCCAAGCGGCUGUUGGACGCCGGGGCCGACGCCAACGCGCAGGACAACACAGGGCGCACGCCGCUACACGCCGCCGUGGCAGCCGACGCCCAGGGGGUCUUCCAGAUUCUGAUCCGAACCCGGGCUACAGACCUGGACUCUCGUAUGUACGACGGCUCCACCGCCCUGAUCCUGGCUGCCCGCCUGGCCGUAGAGGGCAUGGUGGAGGAACUCAUCACCUGCCACGCAGACAUCAACGCUGUCGACGAACUGGGUAAAUCUGCUCUGCACUGGGCAGCUGCUGUCAACAACGUGGAGGCCACCAUGGCCCUGCUGAAGAACGGAGCCAACAAGGAUAUGCAGGACCUCAAGGAGGAGACGCCUCUCUUCCUGGCGGCGCGUGAGGGUAGUUGUGAGGCGGUCAAGGUUCUCCUGGCCCACUUCGCCAACAGGGAGAUAACCGACCAUAUGGACCGUCUGCCUCGGGACAUCGCCCAGGAGAGAAUGCACCAUGACAUCGUUCAGCUGCUGGAUGAGUACAACACAGUGAGGAGCCCCCAGGGCCACGGAGGGGCCCCACACCACCUGGCCGGGGGACACACCCUGUCCCCCCUCAUGUGCCCCCCCAGCGCCUUCAUGCCCGGCCUGAAGAACACCCCCCAGGGGAAGAAGAGUCGCCGCCCCGGGGCAAAGGGUUCAGGUCUGGGAGGGCAGCAUGCCCAGAACCUGAAGGAUUCAGCUAAGGCCCGCAACAAGAAGCUGACCCUGGACAUGCAGAGCGCCCUGCUGGAGAGCUCUGUCACCCUGUCCCCCGUCGAUUCCCUGGACUCCCCCCGCGGAGGGGCCAACAACGCCGGCUACAUCACCAACCCCUGCUCCCCGGUCGCCAUGCCCUCCUCAGGGCUCUUCCACUCCUCCAUGUCGGUGCCCAGCACUCCCAUGGUGCACAGCAGCAUGAUGGACGGCUCUGGUCCAUUCACUGUGUCUCUGGCCCAGCUCAACGACCUGGGAGAUGGAGGCAUGUCCAUGCAGGGCCGCGUGUCCAUGGCCAGCCAGGUCAACCAGGGACCCCACGGCUACGUGCUCAACGCCGGCCAGCUGGGACUCAACAUGGGCCUGGUGAGCCCUGUCAGCGUGCCCUUCGACUGGCACAGCCGCAUGCCCUCCUCCUCUCAGUGCGGGGGACAGGUGGUGAACCUGGUCCACAGCAGCCAGGCGGGCAUGCACCCUCAGAGCCCCAUGCAGCAGCAGCAGAACAGCCUCAUGAUGCAGCAGCACCAGCAGCAUCAGCAGCACCUGUACCGCAGCGCCCAGCAGGCCAUGCUGCAGCCCACGCCUGUCAUUUCCAGCACGCCCAUCUCCCUCAGCCCCGUCAAGCUGCCCUCCAUCGCAGAGCAGCAGCUCCACAACCACUCCAUGGCCAGCCAGCAGAGCCUCCGCAUGGGCACCUCCUCCCCACCCACCCCCCAGACGACACAGCCCCCUCCAGCCUUCUUCCAGCAGCAGCAGCAGCAGCCUCCUCAGCCCCAGCCAGCCACUCAGCCCACCUCUCCACAGGCCUCCCAGGCCCCUCCUCCCCAGGCCAGUGGCAGCACUGCAGGCUUGGAGGACUACCCCACCCCGCCCUCCCAGCACAGCUACUCCUCCACCCUGGAUGCCACCCCCAAGCAUUACCUCCGCCUGUCCAGCGAGCAUCCCUACUUGACCCCCUCCCCAGAGUCGCCCGAGCCCUGGUCCAGCCCCUCCCCCCACUGUGUGUCUGAUUGGUCAGACUCCACCCCCAGCCCGGCGGUGGCCGGUCCUGCCCAAACCCAGAUCCCACAUGUCCAGGAGUCCAACGGCAAGAUGCAGGUGUUUGCAUGAACCCCCAAGGCACCUGGUUAACACCUGGUUAACACCUGGUUAACACCUGGUUAACAGAGACCUGCCUGGGGGAGAGGAGAGAGGAGACGACUGGCUGUAAAGGCCUGUGUGUCUGGAGUUUAUGCGUCAGCCUGGUUCCAAGAUUUCCAUUGGAUUUGGAUUGACAGUGUUUUAUCACGAGGACCGUCUGCUAGUGUUGUUUGCAGAGAAAGAUUAAAGGGAAAAAUGUGUUGUCUGGAUAUAAAAGAACAGACAAUUUAAUGAAGUAAGACUUAUUCUGUCACAGAUGGACUUGUUUUUUUAUUAUUAUAAAAAGUAUAUGAAGAAAACGAAGUCUUUCAUUUCAAAGACUUAGGGAUGCUCUCCUGAAAAACUAACAAACUCUUAAAAAAGUAGAUAAAAGAAAGAAAAAAGCAACAAUGUUGAAGGGAAUUCCUUUAUUUUUAUUUAUUGUUUUUUUGUGUUUCUCAGAACUGCCUUUUCAGGUGUUUUCUCAGCCUCUUUCUGUCCUGUCCUCCUCACAGUGUUUCACACUCACCUUUUACAUGGAACACAUGUCUUGGGCUCACCUGAGUCCAGUGGUGUUACAAGGAAAACAACUAGUGAUUCAGUUUCUCCACCCAGCCCACCACCACCACCGGUGUCUAACACUCUGUAGGCAGAUCAACAUGGGGUUCAGACAGGAAGAGGAAGAGGUCUCGCCUCUCUUGACUGAUGUUAUUUAUUUAGGCCAACAGGUAAAACGAUCAGAUUGGCUUGGGAACAAAUAUGUACUCUUUUAAGUUGGCUGUCAUUAGUGAUAUUAUGUUCUGAUUUGACAAACUAGGGAAAAAAGGACUGACUACAUUCCGUAGAAGUAUUAUGUGUAAGAAUGUAGAAUGAUGGGCGUCUCUGAAGCACUUGACAGGACAAAGCGAUGGGAGGGAGGGUGAUCAGGGAGGGUGAUCAGGGAUGGCGAUCAGGGAGGGCGAUCGGGAUCUUUUAAACAUUCAUUACAGUACGUACAUUGGCCAGUGUUCAGUCAGACAGACAACUCAACAGAAACAUUGAUGUGUUAAAAGUUUAAACUUCCCAUUGACUUAAGCCACGUUCUCCCCCAGGCCGUCUGCGUGUCAGUCCCAGGCCGUCUGCGUGUCAGUCCCAGGCCGUUUGCGUGUCAGUCCCAGGCCGUCUGCGUGUCAGUCCCAGGCCGUUUGCGUGUCAGUCCCAGGCCGUUUGCGUGUCAGUCCCAGGCCGUUUGCGUGUCAGUCCCAGGCCGUCUGCGUGUCAGUCCCAGGCCGUUUGCGUGUCAGUCCCAGGCCGUCUGCGUGUCAGUCCCAGGCCGUUUGCGUGUCAGUCCCAGGCCGUCUGCGUGUCAGUCCCAGGCCGUUUGCGUGUCAGUCCCAGGCCGUCUGCGUGUCAGUCCCAGGCAUGGCUCGAGUCAUCCUAGUCAUUAGUCUCAUUGGUCCUGGUCUAAAGGGCUUGCCCCCCCAGUCUGCCAACACUAUAGUCAUGCAGCUUGUUUUCACUCAUUCUGAACAUUCAUUCAGAUGAGGGCAUUAUUAUGCCAAUUCUAAAAUCAGCCUGUCACUGCCCUUUAGUUUUGGUUUUAACUCAGUUAUGUGUUGUUGUUUUUUUACAUACUGUAUAUGUGUUGACACCAUGGUUACUUUUUUGAACAUCUCCUCGGUGUACUAAGCUAUGUUUAUCAGCUGCUAUUCCUUUACCACUCCCCUGCAAACAUUCCUGCAUGUUGCCUGUCAGUGUGAAAGCAUGUUUUUGACUGCUUCUAUUCUAUUCUUUGACCCCUGGUCCUGUUUUUGUGUAGCCUGAGUCCCACAUCUAUUUGUGCUCUCUUGCCGACUCCGUUGCUGUCAUUGUUAUGCGUGUAAGACCGCACACAUAGAUCUGGGACUCAGGCUAGCUGUCGCGUUGUCCAAUAGAAGCACAUUCUCUUGCGGUUCCAUUGCUAAUGGAGGUGUUGGUAUGUUCUCCAGCGGUUCAGUUACGGAUAAGUCUGUGGACUGAUUCCAACUCUGGUGAGCUCCAGUCGUGGUCAGUCAGUGGUCGGUCAGUCGGUCAGUGUGAGGGCCUGGCUUGCAGCAUGCAGAGGAGCGUUCCCCUGCAUCUUUAGCAGCUUGCACCCCACUAGCCACGGAGAGGACAUUUACAUAUGACUUGUUAGAAGACGUGGAAGGAGAGAACACUACUAUGUAGUGCUGCACCCCCCUACUGUAGCUAUUUACUAUGGAUGUCACUCCCCAAGGAUCCAACUAACCCUCACCAGACCACUGCUGCUCCCUGGAUAGGAUACUUACUACUGGGAAAGCCAAUCAGAUCCUCCUCCCCUGUUCGAUUUCAUUACUAUGUUUCCUUCACUGGUCCAAGCCUGUUCACUAUAACCAGCUACUACAGUACAGUCAGACCUGGGAGGUUUCUGGGUUGGACUGAUACUAGGUUCAGAUUCCAGUUCAGGGUUCAUUUAGUGAAGUGUUUAUUUGUUGUCCUUUGAUUUCCUUUCCUGGCGACACUACUAUGCUCUGUCUGUACAUUUCAGAUAUCCCAACUUCUGUCUGUAAAUAAUGUUUGUCCUGGGUAGAUCUACUUGUUUAUGAUGCAUCUUGUGUUUCUAAAAAAUGAUUAUGUACUAAAAAGGACAAAAAGAAAAUGUACUUCCUUUUAGGAUUAUUGUGAAAAUUGAGGAUGUGACUGAUAUUUUAUUGGUCUUGUAUUAUUAGAAGUCAUAGAUAUUUUCUAUCAUUAUUAUUAAUUCCUAUACUUGUUUAAAAGUAGUUUAAAAAUCAUUGUACAUAAAAAAAACUGUUCCACAAUGUUUCUUUCUACAGACAAAAGUUGUAAAAUAAGUCACUUCUAAUAAAAACUGUAGGGAACUACA